AAUAUUUUUUUUCAAUUUCAUUCUAGUAGUAGACUUUCUACGUAUCUUUUGUUCUGAGAAACUUGUAAACUAGCCAAGCUUGUAUUCUUGUCCCAAAUCACUGUCCUCAAUUCAAUCCAUACGGUCGUCUUCUCUUUUUCAAAACAGAGAGAGAGAGAGAGAGAGAGGGAGAGAGAGAGAGAGAGUAUACUUAAACCCUUGUUACCUGUAUCUAUACUAUCUUAACAGUCUUUCCCCAAACCCCCAUUAUAUAAACCCUAAAUCUUCACUCAUUAUGAUUUUCUCCGACCCAGAUUGAUUAAUCAGCGACCCACUUGAGAAAAUCAACCCUACUCUCUGUAUGGACUUACCCAAAUCAAAUCCACCUCCAAAACGGGUCUUAAUUCGCCCCCCUCAACACCCCAAUUUACCCACUCCCCCAAACCCUAAUCCGCCUCUUCCUGCUCAAUCAAACGGCGUCGUUGUGGUGGGCUUCAUUGGCAGGCAAAACUGUGAUGUGGGUCAGUUGAUUAAUAGGGUUCUUGAUGCUAAUGUGUUUGGUUCUGGGAAUCUUGAUAAGACUUUUGGGGUUGAGAGUGGUGGGGUUGUUACUGAGGAGCUUAAAGAUUGGUUGAAGUGUAGGAAGAUUAGUUUUUUUCAUGAUGAGGAUAAGGGGAUUUUGUAUUUGCAGUUCUCAUCGAUUAGGUGUCCGGUGAGGGAAGAGUUUGAGGAGGGUGGACUGGGGUUUGAUUCGGUGUUGGAAGAGCGGGAAUUCGGGGAUCUUCAAGGAAUGCUGUUUAUGUUCUCUGUUUGCCAUGUCAUUGUGUAUUUCCAUGAGGGGUCACGUUUUGAUGUACAGAUAUUGAAAAAGUUUCGAAUCCUGCAAUCUGCCAAGCAUGCAAUGGCACCAUUUGUCAGAUCAAGAACCACACAACCUUCACCAUCCAAAUUAAAUUCUUCUUCCUCACAAGUAUCCGUUUCUGGCGUAACUUCUAGCCGAUCUCCCGGUAAAUCUGGUGGUAUCUUGAGACGUAAUGGUUCAUCAGUUUCAUUGAUGUCAGGCCUAGGUUCAUACAACUCCUUAUUUCCAGGGCAAUGUACACCAGUUACGCUAUUUGUUUUUCUUGAUGAUUUCUCUGAUGAUGCUCCCGGUUCUAAUGUUGAAGAGUCUGUUGAAACCUCCUCAUUGAAUCAGUCAUCAAGUGCGAACAGUUCUGCUAGGUCAAAUUUGCCUACCAAAGGAUCUGGUCCUGUUGUUGUGCUGUCACGCACUAGUAAGUCUGAAGUUGAAACUAAGAAAAAACUGCAAUCAUCCCUUGAGGCACAGAUUCGAUUUUCAAUUAAAAAAUGUAGGACACUUUCGGGAACUGAAUCGGGAUAUGCUGGGAGGAAAAGUGGGGGUAUGUCAAGCUCAGCACCUUUGUUUUCACUAGAUGCAGCCAAAGCAGUUGCAUUAGUAGACAGAUCGUCAAAUCAAAGAGGUGAAUCACUUGAUUUUGCCACUUCUCUUGUUGAAAAUAUUCUGAACGGAACGAGAUCAUCUGAUUCUCUUUUGCUUGAGAGUCAUAACCAGAGUUCAAAUAAAGAGGAUAUCUUAUCUGUAAAAGAGUUCAUAUACAGACAGGCUGACAUCUUAAGGGGGAGGGGGGGAGGGGUUGCUAACGCAAACAAUGGCUCAGCUGUUGGUAUGGUAGCUGUUGCUGCAGCAGCUGCUGCUGCCUCUGCGGCUUCUGGAAAGGCAUUGACUACUCCUGAUCUUCCUAGUCUCGAGAUCUGGUUGUCUUCUUGUCAGCUUAUUUUGCAUGGUAUUCUUUCUGCAAAACGUUGCUCUACAGAUGAACCAGAAUUUAGCUCGCAAAAAUCUUGCCAGCGGAAUGCUUUCCCACAAGUUGUGGAAACAAAUUCUUCCAAACUUACAGAUCCUCUAGACAUUGCAGUCUCCCUUUUGGAGGGCGGUAAAGGGCUGAACACGAGAUUUUCUACUUUGUGGUGCCAAAAGGCCCUUCCAGUUGCAAAAGAUGUUUAUUUAAAAGACUUGCCUCCUUGCUACCCAACAUUGCUGCACAAGGCUCACUUGGAGAAAGCUUUGGGUGCAUUUAGAUCGAUGGUCAAAGGACCUGCUGUUCAGCGUUACUUGAAAAAGUUGGAGGACGAAUGCACAUCCAUAUGGAUUUCAGGAAGGCAACUAUGCGAUGCCGUUAGUCUGACUGGAAAACCUUGCAUGCACCAGAGGCAUGAUGCGGGAACUGGUAAUCAACUUGCAAAAGAUGAGAUCAAACUACACUCCAGUGGAUUUGUUUUCCUUCAUGCCUGUGCAUGUGGCCGUUCAAGGCGAUUACGUUUUGAUCCGUUUGAUUUUGGAGCUGCAAAUGUUACAUCAAGUUGUUAUCAAGAAUGUGAUAAGCUUCUUUCUGCAAUUCAGCUUCCACAAGUAAAUGAUACUGGGCCUAUUCAGUCAUCAUCAUGGAGCUUGAUCAGAGUUGGUGGUGCAAGAUACUAUGAACCUUCAAGAGGCCUACGUCAGAGUGGUUUUUCUGCCUCUCAGAAAUUUCUACUGAAAUGGAGAAUUUUUCUGGAGAAAAGCAAAGAGACAAACGAAUCAGCAUGUUCUGUGCACGAAGUUGAUAAUCAUAGGUCGAUUAGCGCGUCCAAUAUAGAAAGUUUUGCAGAUGAAGACAGAAAAAAAACUAGUUCUGCUCAGUUGGAGCAGAGGGAAAUCCCUAACGAAAUAGAAGUUCUUGAAAAUUCCCCAUCUGACAACAACAGAAUUGAUAAUAGCAAAAUCAGGUUUGGGAAAGGUCCCCCUAAUUUUACAAUGAAGAAACCUUUUUCAGAGGUUGUGGCUGGAUCAACAGCUGCAGAUUCAGGUUUCCCACCCCUUCAGUCGAAAAAACAAACUUCACUAGCUUUGGACAAAGGCAUGAAGCAACUUACUAUAGUUGGUAGGAGAAUAGAGCAAGUUAGUGAAAAAACUGAUGAUCAAGGAUCUCAAAAGGUUGAAAAUGCAGUUGCAGAUAAAAUUGAGAUCAGUAAUGCAAGUAGGAAUAGCAAUCAAGUUUUGGAAAUAGGUAGCAAUGUCAUUUCGCUGAACACUUAUACUAAGGAAAAAUCUGAAUUGUCUUCGUCAAAGCAUGUUACUGUGUAUUUUGGAUUUGAGCAUGAGUGCCCUCGUGGUCACAGGUUCAUGUUGACCCCGGAGCUCCUCAGUGAACUUGGCUCAUCAUAUGCGGUGAAUGAAGAAUCUCAUCUCCAAUAUUCAUGUGCAAGCAAGUUGGGUAAUAAAGUGGCAGAGGCUACUCGAUUAGUUAAGAAUAGUGGUCGCAGUAAAGUUCAGCGCCAUGCCAAUGGGAUAACUACUACAGCUAGUAAGGAUAGUACUACCGGGACUUCAAAAGAUAUAAUGACUAGCUCCAAUCGUCAUGCGGACAGAUUAUGGCAACAUUCUCUCUCCUCCGAAGUAAGAAACAGUCUGUCAGUAGCCAGUAAUACUAUGGAAGAUGUUGAAGGUAUUAUGCAAUCUGUAACUCUUGAAGAUGGUGGAAAUGCUUUCUCCUUACUUGACAGAAACUUGCCAAUUUACAUGAAAUGCCCUUACUGCCGCACCUCAAAGAAUAGAAGGGAUCCACCUAACGUUAAAUUUGCGGGCACAAUAUCCCAGCUUCAAAGAAUCUUUUUGGUCACUCCUGCGUUUCCAGUCCUUUUGGGUACAUGCCCCGUUAUACAAUUUGAGAAGUCGUGCCUACCUCUAUCAGUCCCGGACCCUGAACAAAAACUUCAGUUCACUCUUGGCUGCCAAGUGAUCUUGCCACCAGAGAGUUUCCUCUCACUUAGGCUCCCAUUUGUAUAUGGUGUACAGUUAGAGGAUGGAAGUCUACACCCUCUUAGACCUUUUGAAGAUGAACCAGAACGAACUGCCUGGAUUACCAAAAGCACAACGUUGCACGUUCUGUCCAAAGGAAGUAAUCCUGAUAAAUAAUUGUUCAGUUAGAUAACUAACCAGGCUACCCUCUGAUUUGGAUAGCAGUCGAAAGAGUUUUACAGAAGCAGGCACCUAUAAGGAGUUCCUCUUGAAUUUUGGUAAGAGAUAAGGAUCCAAUGCUUGAUAAUUUGUUACCUAUGGGAUUUGUUAACGUGACAAGCUACAUCAUGUGAAUUAAGACAAGAGUUAUUGAUUUAGCUGUCACAUGGUCCUCACUAAGUCUAUGCUGUUACUUCAAGUGGAACUUCAUCACUUGAGAAUUUACUUUUCGGCCCUAAAAGACCACAAAUCCACGUUGUUGCUUGACUUGCUCCCCUGGAGACUGUCCAUCUCAAUCUCUGAUCAAAUCUACUCCGGACUGUUCCGAUUAAACUUUAUUCUACAGCAGGAUCAACCUCAAUCUUCGAUCUACCACAUUGAAUUGCACUCGAACUCACACCUGAUCUGCAAAUACAAAAUUGGGCCUCAACUCUUACUCUCUCGAGGCAACAAGUUAUACUAAAGGGGGCGGCUUGAGAAGUUAUACUAGAACAAUCUCCAAAACAUGAAUAUGGGAAUAUUCUACUAGUUGAAUUACUGGAGUUUGUUCAGUCUUAUGAAUUGUCCCAUGACAGUUAUCUUUUAAUGUAGCGAACCAUAGUAUAAAUCAUAAAUUUUUGUUGUAUUUGUGAUUCAGCCUUGUACUUUUCGAUUCACAUCUUCUAUUAGGGUGCCCCAUGUUAAAGUGAAUAUCAUCUGGUAUUUCCGGACCUUAUAAAGUAAUAAUAGUAUUUGACUGCUC
Molecule: messenger RNA, 4739 nt
Organism: Daucus carota subsp. sativus
Lineage: Eukaryota; Viridiplantae; Streptophyta; Magnoliopsida; Apiales; Apiaceae
Exons: 8
Coding region: 341-3955 (1204 amino acids)
Biological process (GO): nuclear-transcribed mRNA catabolic process, nonsense-mediated decay
Source: RefSeq, a predicted model, not a curated record